Talaromyces proteolyticus is the source of this 1755-nucleotide messenger RNA. RefSeq names its product CHAT domain-containing protein. The transcript has a single exon. Bases 314 to 1276 code for a protein of 320 amino acids. The record is from RefSeq and is a predicted model, not a curated record. NCBI's taxonomy places the organism in Eukaryota, Fungi, Ascomycota, Eurotiomycetes, Eurotiales, Trichocomaceae.
GGACGAUCUUAGGUCGACAGUUUCCGGACUCGCCGCUCUAUGCCUCACCACCACCGCUCGCUAUCCUCACCCAUCCCUCACCCCUUCCUCACCGUCCGCACUGUCGCCUAGGCCUGCUCCGUCAAUCACCCAUAUUGCAACGCAAUCGCUCGUGGUCCAUUCCACAUCAUUGACUUGGACGGCGGCCCCAAAACGCAGGAACCAUCAACUUUACGCAAUAAAGGGUGACGGGCAUAGACAGUCCGCGAUUCUUGUUGACAAGUAUCAAGUCAAGGCCCUAAGAUUACCUGACCUCAGCAAGAAGGACAUUGAGAUGAAAGCUGAAAAUGAUGAGUUAGGAGAGCCUGCAAUUCUACAGUGGUUAUGGGAUGCUAUUACAGAACCAGUAUUGGCUGCUCUUGGAUACACGCAUACUCCUCACGACAAAUGGCCCCAUAUUUGGUGGGUUCCAACAGGCCUCUUGAUCAAAUUCCCACUACAUGCGGCAGGUUAUCACGAUUGUGGAACAGGUCAGACAGUGAUUGAUCGAGUUAUGUCCUCUUACAGCCCAUCUAUCAAAGCAAUGAUACAAAACCGUCGACGUCCUCAGAAACCAUCAAGCGUAGGUCAUGCACUUCUUGUUGCCAUGGAAUUUACACCAGGAGAAUCAAAUCUUCCUUGUGCCUCCCGAGAAGUGGAUAUCGUUCGAAGCAUUUGUCCAUCAAUGUCACUGGUACCGGUCGCACCCGCGCCGUAUAAAUCUGACAUCGAGUCACUUUUACAGGUAUGCCAGAUAUUCCAUUUCGCUGGCCAUGCACAUAUGGACAAAUCUGAUCCAUCAAUGAGUUAUUUGGUCCUUGAGGACGGUGAUAGCAAUCCACUGACGGUUGGCAAUCUUUUUGAAAUCAAUAUUCGAGAAUCAUCACCUUUUCUUGCAUAUCUCUCUGCUUGCGGGACCGGUCGAAUCGACGACGAAAGAUUCAUGGACGAAAGUAUCCACCUGAACAGUGCAUUCCAACUUGCCGGGUUUCGCCAUGUAAUCGGAAGUUUGUGGGAUGUAAUUGACGACACUUGUCUUCACAUGGCAAAAAUCAUUUAUGGCCGAAUCAGAGACGGAGGCAUGACAGACGAAUCUGUAUGUCGAGGGCUACAUGAUGCUACGAGGACUCUACGCGACCGUUGGCAGCAAUCGUCGAUAAGAACUAGAAGCCAAAGGGGGUUGACUAGAGACAUUAACCCUGUGGGUGAAGAUAUACCGUCGCUUGAUUGGGUUCCUUAUGUCCAUUUUGGUGUAUAAUGUGUCGCCUUUACUGAGAUAUCCACCCAACAAGGUCUCAGCGCUCUGAUCCCUGUCGGUGUGGUUGCGGACUUUGUGGAAUUUUGCCGUACGAAGUGAUUAUGUAUUAAAGAAACAGGGUUCACACUGCUUACAUUGCAAAUAAGCGGAGCCGACAGGCACGGAACGAAUCGUCUAGGGGUGCUGGUUUGGAGGUUAAAUGAGAUCUAUGUGGUACGCGACACGCUAAGAAUUACGCUAUAGUUCAAAUGAAGAAGGCGGUCAGGUGCUUAUAAGACAUGUCUUCUAGCCAUAAUGGUAGCUCUUCACGAACAUUAGGGGCGUCCGAUGUCAAUUCAGUUCACGCUCUUUUUACGAAAUUAGACCUGCCUAGCUAUUUUUCAUCACAUCCUCCUUAAUGCCGCCCCGAAAACCUACACCAGGCAACUUGUUGUCCAUGUAUCUGUGUCAUAAGAAUCGACAAACCACAGCCAAUGAAC